AACUUUCAUCUUAUUUAUCAAACAGUCAUGUUUCUGUACUUUACGAGUUUUAAUGCGUUCUUUACUUUCUACCUGCCACAAAAAUAAUUUUAUUUAACUUUUAAUGCAAUUAUUGUGAAAAAUUACUUUAACUCUAACAUAGUGUUUAUUUACAUUAUUUUAAUUUCAUAGGUUGAAAUUAAAAAAGAACAAUGCAGAAAGUGAUACAGAGACUGAACGGUCAUCUUUUGUUUUCCAGAAUCAAUCAUAAUUUACCCAGUAUAAACACUAUACGUCUUACAAACACUAAAAAUGAUCUCAAAGAACAUAGAGCGAGGGUCAUGGCACGUGGACUGCCAGAAAAGAAGCCGCUGCCGGGAGUUAAAAGUAUAAUACUGGUCGCAUCUGGUAAAGGAGGUGUUGGAAAAACGACUACAGCUGUGAAUCUCGCAUGUGCAAUGAAAGUGAUAGAGCCAGACAAAGAGAUAGGCCUCCUAGAUGCAGAUGUCUUUGGUCCCUCAGUCCCUCUGAUGAUGAACAUUACUGGGGAACCCAUGCUAAAUGAUGAUAACCUUAUUGAGCCCAUACUGAAUUAUGGUGUUAAAUGUAUGUCAAUGGGCUUGUUGGUAUCUGGUGAGAAUGCUGUUGUGUGGCGUGGUUUAAUGGUGAUGCAAGCGUUAGAUAGAUUAACGCGACACGUGGCAUGGGGCCCGCUCGAUUGCCUCGUGGUGGACACGCCGCCUGGCACAGGGGAUACGCAUUUAUCACUAGCACAGAAUCUCCCUAUAGAUGGAGCAUUAAUAGUGACAACUCCACAAUCAGCAGCUUUACAAGUUACAAAAAGAGGUGUGAACAUGUUUGAAAAGUUAAAAGUUCCUAUCAUAGGUUUGGUGGAGAACAUGUCUCAUGCAUUAUGUACAGAAUGUGGCACCGUCAAUUACGUUUUUGGCAAUGAAACUAAGAGAACUGCUGACGAGAUGAGGCUAGAGAUAAUUGAAAGUUUCGAAGUUGAUCAAAACAUGUCGGAAUGUAUAAACAGCGGGAAACCAGCCAUAUACGCCCUGCCAGAUAGUAUACAUGCAGAGAAGUACAGGCACCUAGCAAAUAAAGUGUUCAAAUAUAUAGACGAUAAGGAAAAAGAGCAGGUUAAAGCCACAUAAUAAUAGACCACACAAAAUAUUCUCAUGUAAUUCUCAAAUUUAUUUUUAAAUAUACAAAUAUAUGUUUAUAAAAAGA
Messenger RNA from Galleria mellonella (greater wax moth), 1215 nucleotides. It is a transcript of the gene Nubpl, whose product is annotated as iron-sulfur protein NUBPL. Gene Ontology annotation, cellular component: mitochondrion. The record is from RefSeq and is a predicted model, not a curated record. Gene Ontology annotation, biological process: mitochondrial respiratory chain complex I assembly; iron-sulfur cluster assembly. Lineage: Eukaryota; Metazoa; Arthropoda; Insecta; Lepidoptera; Pyralidae. The coding region runs from base 192 to 1139 and encodes 315 amino acids. Gene Ontology annotation, molecular function: 4 iron, 4 sulfur cluster binding; ATP binding; ATP-dependent FeS chaperone activity. The transcript is spliced from 5 exons.